GCUGAGUGAAACCAUUCCUACACUGAUGAGGAAACUAGAUGAAUUACAGAAUCACUCCAUCCAAAUGCCAAACAUUUCAGAGAACAUCAACCGUAUUCGACAGCUCAUCCAGCAGGCGCGCAAUGCUGCCAGCAAGGUGAGGGUGUCGAUGAAAUUCAAUGGGGCCUCAGGUGUUCAGGUCCGUACUCCCUCAAACCUGGCUGACCUUGCUGCCUACAACUCCUUGAGGUUCUAUAUCACCCUGACGGAUGCAGCACGGCAAAGACGGCAAGAUGACAUCACCAAGCAGUUUGUCUUUUACCUCGGCAACAAAGACUCCAAUAAAGAGUUCCUGGGCAUGGCACGAGAGGGGAAUAAACUGUCCUGGUAUUAUAAUGUUGGAGGAAAAACUGCUCAGGCGAUGAUUGAUAAAGAUGUCCUGGCUGAUGGAAACUUCAACGAGGUCUUCCUGCAAAGGAUCCUCCAGUACGGACAGAUGUCCGUGUCUUCAGUGGUCAAUGAUGUGACUGAAAUCAUCAAGGCUGAUGUGGAGGCCCAAGGUGGUCAGGGCCUGCUCAUUCUCCAAAGCAGUGAUACGGUCUUCUAUGUAGGAGGAUACCCAAAUACUUUUGCAGUAAGUAAAGGUGUUCAAAAGGCCUCAUAGUUCUGAGGAGUCUCACUGCAGUAUUGUUUGAGGUUUUAAGCAAAGGAAAAAAGAAAAACCACGCCC
Nematolebias whitei (Rio pearlfish) is the source of this 709-nucleotide messenger RNA. Its product is annotated as laminin subunit alpha-5-like. Lineage: Eukaryota; Metazoa; Chordata; Actinopteri; Cyprinodontiformes; Rivulidae. The transcript has 4 exons. Gene Ontology annotation, biological process: cell adhesion. The record is from RefSeq and is a predicted model, not a curated record. The coding region runs from base 26 to 643 and encodes 205 amino acids.